ACAUUUGCCUCCCGUCGUCAGUAUGAGAGUAGCACGAGAGCCGAGCUGAGCAGGUCCGCGUUUGUCCGUACGUUCGCCGCCGUCGCGAGGAAAUCUGAAGUGCUGUGUAGGCGCAGAGUGAAAUCUACUCGCACACACAUGGAUUUGUUUAAUGUCGUUUCGAGCCCGUUUGCUGCGAGUUGAAAAUUUGUGUGUAUCCAAUUCGUCACAUCAUUUGCACGGGGUGCCAGCUAAGCGUUUUCGGGAGGUUCGUCCUCAGCAGUGCAGCGAUUCAUACCUUCCAUUCUGUCUUCGCUUUAAGCGCCAUUAAAGCACCUUAGGAUCAUAGUUUUGCACAAAAUACCAAUGGAUAUACAUACGUGACCUCAUACGUAGACAGCAGGCCCAGCCUGCCGUCGUCGUCGACGGAUAGGAGUAACUGUGAGGAAAUUAUGGCCCAAGGCAAUUAUUCUGCGUGGCGACACAUCGAGUGGUAAAGGUGACGGAUGUGUGUAUGAAAUGAAGCAAAAGGAAAAAUGAAUGAAAUAUCAAAUUUCAAGCUGCCUGUGUGCUACUAUAAACGUAGUUAUAUGUACAAGUGACGGGGCUGCAGGGUGCGAAGGAGCGAGUGUGCGAAAAAUAGUGCGAAACAAUGAGCGCCACAGUUGCUAGCAAGAUGAUAAAGAAAAGUGAAAAUUCAUUGAAUGGAAUUCGCAAGCUAAAUCGUUUCUACGGGCAAAAUCUGUGCAGCUAGCUAAUGCUUCUGGCGUAAAUAGUGAAUCCCCUUCUCCUUUCUGUGUUUUUGCGAGUAUAAAUCUUCCCCCGCCACUGUCGUCUUUCUCGUGUCUCCAUCGUCAAUCGGUGCACUGCGUGCAAAGGUGAAUCGUAUUCUGUUCCAAUCGUUCUACAACAAGUUCAUCAUAUUUCGUAAUUAAUCGGAGAAGAAGUUAUCACACGGAAAAUCGAAGGGAAGAAAAGUGGAGGUAUAGAAAAACAAAAAGGAGAAACACAAUUCCAUCACACCCAUACACACAUCUCUAAGUCGCUGUACAGAUCUAUAUAUAGCAACCGCAUAAACAUGUAUUCAACUGCUGCCAUAUUUGGAUAUAAAACAUCGGGUAUCUCGCUCACGCUGCUGCUAGCACUGAUUUCCAGUCUGAUACAGAUUUGUCGGGGUGCCGACCUUGUGAUAGAAAUUCCCGGCAACCUCGGCCAGGAUGGAUCGUACUACCGUCUCGAUUACUACCCACCGGUUGGAAAUCCAGCUCCAAACGCAACAAUCGCAUCCCGGGACGUCGGAGAUGAGAUUCAGUUCUCCAACGGACUGCCCGGAACGAGGUACAACUUUUGGCUGUACUACACCAAUUCGACACACCAUGACUGGCUCACGUGGACCGUGUCGAUAACGACGGCGCCAGAUCCACCGUCCAACCUUUCGGUUGCGGUCCGGUCUGGCAAGAAUGCCAUCAUCAACUGGAGUCCGCCAUCGCAGGGUAACUACUCUGCCUUCAAGCUGAAAAUCCUCGGCCUGUCGGACAACUUUGCCACCAAUCAAACCGUUGCCGUCGAGGACAAUCAGUUUCAGCACGUGCUCAGAGAUCUGACACCGGGUGCGACCUAUCAGGUCCAAGCCUACACCGUAUUCGAUGGCAAGGAGUCCGUUGCCUACACUAGUCGCAACUUCACGACAAAACGCUAUCGGCACAAAGAUCUGUUGGACAUAAAGAUUCUGCGAGAACCCAACACUCCGGGGAAAUUCAUUGUGUGGUUCCGCAAUGAAACCACUCUGCUGGUACUGUGGCAACCACCAUACCCCGCUGGAAUCUACACACACUACAAGGUAUCCAUCGAGCCACCGGAUGCCCUGGGCAGUGUGUUGUACGUCCAGAAGGAAGGCGAACCCCCCGGACCUGCCCAGGCGGCCUUCAAAGGACUGGUGCCGGGUCGGGCCUACAACAUCUCGGUACAGACAAUGUCCGAGGACGAAAUCUCUCUGCCCACGACGGCACAGUACAGAACGGUUCCGCUGAGGCCACUCAAUGUCACCUUCGAUAAGAAAACCAUAACGGAGAAUGCCUUCAAAGUCAUGUGGGAAGCGCCCAAAGGCAUCAGUGAGUUCGACAAGUAUCAAGUCUCAGUGGCGGCAGCGCGACGCCAGAUUCAAGUGAUGCGAAACGACAAUGAGAAUAUGGCAUGGCUGGAGUUUAAAGACAGUUUAGAGCCUGGUAAAACUUAUCAGGUGGUAGUUAAGACCUUGUCCGGUAAGGUCACUUCUUGGCCCGCUACCGGUGAAGUCACCCUUAAACCAUUGCCAGUGAAGAAUCUCUACUCUUAUACGGAUAGUAAAACAGGUAUAAUAACGAUAACAUGGAGUCCAGACGAAGCUAGUACCCAAGAUGAGUACAAAAUCAGCUACCAUGAACUUGGUACUAUCAAUGGUGAUUCUAGUACGAUGAAUACGGAUAAGACAACUUUUGCCCUUGAAUCUCUGCUGCCGGGACGAAAUUAUUCCAUAACUGUGCAGGCCAUUUCCAAGAAGAUGGAAUCCAAUGAAACGACAAUCUACGUAGUGACAAGGCCCUCGUCGCCGAUCAUCGAGGAUCUGAAAUCGAUCCGCGAAGGUUUGAACAUUAGUUGGAAGAGCGACGUUAACUCCCGGCAGGAAAAGUACGAGGUUACUUACACCCGUAACGAUACCAACGAUGGAAAAACAGUACUUACCACCGAAUCUAGGCUAGUAUUUACCAAUCUCUACCCAGGGGCUGGCUACGAAGUUAAGGUGUUCGCUGUAAGUCAUGGACUUAGGAGUGAACCGCAUUCGUACUUCCAGGCAGUUUAUCCCAACCCACCGCGUAACAUGACAAUCGAGAAAGUAACAAGUAAUUCUGUCCUCGUACAUUGGAAACCACCGGAACGAUCGGAGUUCACCGAAUAUUCCAUUCGAUAUCGCACCGAGAGUGAAAAGCAAUGGAUUCGACUGCCAUCGGUGAAGACUACCGAGGCAGACGUUACGGACAUGACUCCUGGCGAGAAAUAUACCAUCCAGGUCAAUACCGUUAGCUAUGGUGUGGAAAGUCCCAAUCCGCAGCAAGUGAAUCAAACAGUACGACCGAAUCCGGUAUCCAACAUUGCACCGUUGGCCGAUUCCAACAACAUCACGCUGGAGUGGCCCCGACCGGAAGGUCGCGUGGAGACCUACAUCAUCCAUUGGUGGCCGACUGAGUUCCCGGAUCAAGUCUCCGAUAAGAAUGUAUCCGAGGUCAACACAAUUUUCCCUUACCCGGGAGGUUUGGGAGAUGACGACAAGCAAAUCGAGGAGCCACCAACGGUUCGUAUUCUGAUCGGAGAUUUGAUGUCCGGUGUGAUGUACAACUUCAAAAUUCAAACCGUGUCGUACGGUCUGACAAGUGAUGUUACUAAACUUCAAACUCGCACAAUGCCACUCAUCCAGUCCGAAGUGUUGAUCGUAAAUAACGUUCAAAUGCGCGACACAGUUACGCUGAGUUACACGCCAACUCCGCAGCAGUCGUCCAAAUUCGAUCUCUAUCGCUUCUCCCUCGGUGACAUCAACAUUCCAGAUAAAGAGAAACUGGCGAACGAUACUGAUCGAAAGGUUACCUUCACCGGCCUAAUACCUGGUCGUUUGUACAAUAUCACCGUUUGGACCGUAAGUGGAGGUGUUGCAAGUCAACCGAUCCAACGGCAGGAUCGUAUGUAUCCGGAUCCAAUAACCGAGUUGAACGCUAGUAACGUCACCGAUACCGAUAUCAUGCUGAACUGGGACAUUCCAAAAGGCGAAUACAAUGCGUUCGAAAUUCAGUACCUCAAAAACGAUUCGCACUACGUGCAGAAUCUCACCGUGAACAAUCACAUCACAAUUACCGAUCUUAAACCCCAUCGUAACUAUACUUUCACAGUAGUAGUCCGGUCUGGAACCGAAUCGAGCGUACUGCGUAGCAGUCUUCCCGUAUCUGCAAACUUCCAAACCAAGGAAUCGGUUCCAGGACGGGUAGACAAGUUUGCACCCAUCGAUAUACAACCUAGCGAAAUAACGUUCGAGUGGUCUCUUCCACCGAACGAACAAAACGGAAUCAUCAGACAGUUCACCAUCACCUACGGCCUAGAUGGAUCGCAACAUACCCAAGCUAAGGACUUCAAGCCGUCCGAACUGCGUGGAACAAUUAAAACAUUGCUGCCAGGUAAAACUUACAUUUUCCGCAUUCAGGCGAGGACCGCUAUUGGUUACGGGCCAGAACAGAUGUGGAAGCAGAAGAUGCCUAUUUUGGCACCACCGAAACCGGAAACGCAGGUCGUUCCAACCGAAGUCGGCAGCAGUGCCACGACCAUCGAGAUCCGCUUCCGGAAGCAUUACUUCAGCGACCAGAACGGAGUCGUUACCACCUACACAAUCAUAAUUGCCGAGGACGAUAGCAAGAAUGCUUCCGGCCUGGAGAUGCCCAGCUGGUACGAUGUACAAUCGUAUAGCGUGUGGCCACCGUACCAGGUCAUAGAACCGUACUACCCCUUCAAGAACAGUUCGGUGGAGGACUUUACCAUCGGAACGGAAAAUUGCGAUACCCGCAAGUCGGGGUACUGCAACGGCCCUCUUAAGUCGGGCACUACGUACAAGGUGAAGGUUAGGGCUUUUACCGCGCCGGACAAGUUUACCGACACGGCGUACAGUUAUCCAAUUCGAACAGCAGGAUUGCUAUCAGUAGACGCACAAGACAACACAUCGCUGAUCGUUUCGAUAACGGUCCCAUUGUUCAUCAUCUUCCUGCUCGUCGGCACCAUUCUGUUCCUACGUCGACGGCGCCACUCGGGCCGCAAGAAAACCACCGAACAACGCGCAAAUGACAAUAUGUCGCUACCAGAUAGCACAAUCGAAACAAGCCGUCCAGUACUUGUGAAGAAUUUUGCCGAACAUUACCGGAUGAUGUCGGCCGAUUCUGACUUUAGAUUUAGCGAAGAAUUUGAAGAACUGAAGCACGUAGGUCGGGACCAACCAUGCACAUUUGCGGACCUACCGUGCAAUAGACCUAAGAACCGUUUCACCAACAUUUUACCAUACGACCACUCUAGAUUUAAACUGCAACCGGUGGAUGAUGAAGAGGGGUCGGACUACAUCAAUGCUAACUACGUUCCGGGUCACAAUUCGCCACGUGAGUUCAUUGUUACGCAAGGACCGCUGCACUCGACGCGGGACGACUUCUGGCGGAUGUGUUGGGAAAGCAAUUCUCGUGCGAUUGUGAUGCUGACGCGAACGUUCGAGAAAGGUCGUGAAAAGUGUGACCACUACUGGCCACACGAUACCGUACCAGUGUACUACGGUGACAUCAAGGUGACGCUGCUCAACGACAGUCACUAUCCGGACUGGGUCAUCACGGAGUUCAUGAUGACGAGGGGUGACCAGCAACGUAUCCUCCGCCAUUUCCACUUUACUACGUGGCCCGAUUUCGGUGUGCCAAAUCCUCCUCAAACCCUCGCUCGCUUCGUGCGGGCCUUCCGGGAGCGGGUUGGACCUGACCAACGCCCAAUCGUGGUGCACUGCAGUGCCGGGGUUGGCCGUUCCGGUACGUUUAUUACUCUCGACAGAAUACUUCAACAGAUACAGGUAUCGGACUAUGUCGAUAUCUUCGGUAUUGUCUGGGCAAUGCGAAAAGAACGUGUCUGGAUGGUCCAAACCGAGCAACAAUAUAUCUGUGUCCAUCAGUGCUUACUGGUGGUGUUAGAGGGUCAGGAAGGUACCGAGCGUGAAAUUCACGACAACCAGGGUUACGAAGAACCGGGUGAACAAGACGCUUCCGAAGAAAGACAACUGAUAGAGGCUGAGGGAGGGGACACUAAUAACGAAGGCGAACUGGAGGCAGCUAAUAGUACUGACUUGAAGGACAACGAACCUGUUGGCAGUACACAAGAGGAGGAAGAACAAAGCAAUAAACUUAACCACAGUGCGACUGAUGAUGCCAAAGCAGAUGCAAACUAUUGCCAAGAAACAGAAGUGAUAGCCGUUGAAGUACAAGCGCCCAAUAAAAGUAACAGCAACGAGCAGUUACAACAGGCGAUCGAAGAUAUAGCAGAUAAGAGUAACAGCAAUGAUUCUAGCCAAGACGGCAGUGGUCAUUUGACUGAAUCUGUCGAAGUGAAGCCCGAAAGUAUUAACAGUAGCGACCAACAAUCGAUUGGUUGCAAAUUGUGGAAAGAAGAAAGAUGACAGUUAGAGAAUGAUAGCGAUAAUCGAAGCAGCGGUAGAAGCAGCAUCGUUAUCGCUAUCAACGAUGACAGUCAUGCAAACAGUGCCCACAUCAUCAUUCGCGUUGAAGGAGAUGAAAUCGAAGACAAGAAGGACGACGAAACAGAGAUCGACGUCGGUAUCGACUCUGACGAGGAGGAUGAGGAUGAUUCGAAUGAUCAACGGGAACUGUUGCUGCACAAGAAGAACGAGAAAAAUAAUCUCAGCAUGGACGGCGGCUGCGAUAGAAUUCGAUACAAGCACCACUUUGUCGAAGACGAGGAAGAUGAACAAGAUGAUGAUAUCAUAGUUAUCGUAGACGAAGAUAAUAAUCUCUGUGGUGGUGGAGGUGUUAGUGACGAGCUAUAUUUAAAGCUUAGAGAAAUGG
This is a messenger RNA of Aedes albopictus (Asian tiger mosquito), 6599 nucleotides long. RefSeq names its product tyrosine-protein phosphatase 10D (gene Ptp10D). Gene Ontology annotation, molecular function: protein binding; protein tyrosine phosphatase activity. The record is from RefSeq and is a predicted model, not a curated record. Gene Ontology annotation, biological process: protein dephosphorylation. Bases 1058 to 6193 code for a protein of 1711 amino acids. The transcript is spliced from 13 exons. NCBI's taxonomy places the organism in Eukaryota, Metazoa, Arthropoda, Insecta, Diptera, Culicidae.